AUGUCUAAUUUAGAAGAAGAUGAAGACUUACAACUAUCAGAUGUCCCAAUGGAUGAGAAUGAUAAUGGUUCAGAUUUAAACUCUUCACAAGAUGAAUCUGAAGUUGAAGAAUUAUUUAGUGAUUUAUUAGAUGAAGAAUCAGAAUUUAUAAAUAGAAAGAUUUUUGAAAGUGUUUUAAAUGGUAAAAAAGUCACACUAGAAGAAGAAGAUAUCCCUGAAGAACCUGAAGAAGAAUUAGAUGAAGAAGAAAGACUUCGAUUAUUAAUGGAUCAUUUAGAUCGUGAUCAAAUGUCAAGAUAUGAAUAUUAUAGAAGAACAACAGUUAAUAGAGGUGGUGUUAAAAAAAUUGCAAAUACCGUGUUGAAUCAAAGUGUAUCAAAUAAUGUUGCUAUUGUAUUGAGUGGUGUUUCUAAAGUAUUUAUGGGUGAGAUUAUUGAAAAAGCUAGAAAUAUAAAACUUCGAUAUGAUAAGGCAAAUUAUAUAAAUAAAUUAAAUGAAAAAAGAGAACUUUAUAAUCAAUUGAAAAAAGAAUAUAAAGAAACCAAGAGAAAUGGUAUAACAGUGGAAGAAAUGGAAAAAGUUAAAAAAGAAAUUGAAAUUAUUAAAAAUGAAUUAAAAAAAUUAGAUUUGAAAAAAGUUAAUGAAAAUGGUCCUUUACAACCUGAACAUAUACGAGAAGCUUGGAGAUUAUAUCAAUUAGAAAGUGGUACGAAUCCAAGUGGUCAAUGGAGACAUCAGGGUGAAAGAGAUGGGCUGAUGUUUAGAUGA
Molecule: messenger RNA, 768 nt
Organism: Hansenula ciferrii
Lineage: Eukaryota; Fungi; Ascomycota; Saccharomycetes; Phaffomycetales; Wickerhamomycetaceae
Gene: TAF11
Product: TATA-binding protein-associated factor TAF11
Exons: 1
Coding region: 1-768 (255 amino acids)
Biological process (GO): transcription initiation at RNA polymerase II promoter; RNA polymerase II preinitiation complex assembly
Cellular component (GO): nucleus; transcription factor TFIID complex
Molecular function (GO): protein heterodimerization activity; transcription coactivator activity
Source: RefSeq, a predicted model, not a curated record